Penicillium malachiteum is the source of this 474-nucleotide messenger RNA. RefSeq lists its product as uncharacterized. The coding region runs from base 1 to 474 and encodes 157 amino acids. NCBI's taxonomy places the organism in Eukaryota, Fungi, Ascomycota, Eurotiomycetes, Eurotiales, Aspergillaceae. The record is from RefSeq and is a predicted model, not a curated record. The transcript has 3 exons.
AUGCCGGAUAUCACUGUUUUUCCAGAAGUCCCCGCCUUCCUGAAGACCUGCCCUUGGUACUUCUUUUAUCUAGCCCGUGGGCAAAUCGACCUUGUUCAUCCCCCCUUCAAGAAGAACUUGAAUGGUGAGAUUAUCGUUACUCUUGGAGAGGUCUUUUGCAGAGUUCCCGAUUGCAAGAAUGGCAGAUCUCCCCUGCCUUCGACUUCCUAUCUACGCAGCCAUCUCCGGGGACAUGGCUAUGUUGUUGAACAGGCCAAAAACGGGCGUCUUAACAAAACCGAGCAGGUCGCCGCUAUGGAGUGGUUUGAGCAUUUGAUGAGGAACCAAGAGCAUAAGAAAGGUGGAAAUGGAGAUGGCCAUGGCCACACACAUGAAAAGAAACGCCAGGGCAAAAAGAAAGGUAACGAGAAGGAGCACCAUGAAGAUGAAGUCGAAGAGGAAGACGAAGACUUGAAGGAAUAUGAGUGUUACUAG